Messenger RNA from Pseudoliparis swirei, 969 nucleotides. RefSeq names its product olfactory receptor 1-like. The coding region runs from base 4 to 969 and encodes 321 amino acids. NCBI's taxonomy places the organism in Eukaryota, Metazoa, Chordata, Actinopteri, Perciformes, Liparidae. Gene Ontology annotation, cellular component: membrane. Gene Ontology annotation, biological process: G protein-coupled receptor signaling pathway. Gene Ontology annotation, molecular function: G protein-coupled receptor activity; olfactory receptor activity. The record is from RefSeq and is a predicted model, not a curated record. The transcript has a single exon.
ACAAUGUAUUUAUUCAACUCGGCUCCUGGGAAAAACAUCACUUUUGUGCGUCCUACAUAUUUUGUAAUUCGUGGUUUUUCUGGCAUCCUCAAUAUCAAGUAUUACUAUGUCUUUCUCUUUUUUGUUUAUAUUGUUUCAGUGCUUGGGAACACAGUUGUGAUGGCAGUAAUAUACUUGGAUCAUAAUCUGAGGACUCCAAAAUAUAUUGCAGUUUUUCAUCUUGCAUUUGUGGACUUGUUUGGUAGCUCUGCUCUGAUGCCGAAGGUCCUUGACAUCUUCCUGUUUAACCAUCCCUCCAUCCCCUACAACGACUGCUUGACAUUCAUUUUUUUCUACUACAGCUGCCUUUCCAUGCAGUCACUUAAUCUGGUUGCUCUUUCCUAUGACAGACUAAUUGCCAUCAUGUUCCCUCUGCACUAUCAGGUGAAGGUGACACACAGGUUCAUGCUGUCUUUGAUUGCCUCUUUCUGGGUCUUUGUUAUUACUGUUAUUCUUAUUUCAGUUGGUCUUGUUACGAGACUUUCUUUCUGUGAGUCUGUGGUUAUUAAUAGUUAUUUCUGUGACCAUGGCCAGCUAUACAAGCUGGCAUGCAAUGACUACACACCCAGUUUUGUCAUUAGUUUUGUGUUAAUAGCUCUAAUUCUUUGGCUUCCACUGGCAUUUAUUGUGUUAAGUUAUGUAUGCAUUGGUUAUGCUUUGUCUCAAGUGGUCACAGCUCAUGAAAGACACAAGGCCUUUAAAACAUGCAUAUCUCAUCUUUCAUUAGUGGCAAUCUAUUUCCUCCCAAUAUUAAUCACAUUAACUAUGAGUUCAAAAAUACAUCCAAAUGCCAGGAUCAUAAACCUGUCUCUGACCUCUAUGUUUCCUCCCAUGCUGAACCCAAUAAUUUAUGUUCUGCAGACACAGGAAAUUAAAGGAUCAGUGAAAAAAAUAUUUAAAAUCGGAAAAAGAACAUUAAAUUCAACUUGA